AUGCAGAGCGGAAGAGAUGUUCCAACGGACGAUCCAUUGAUCGAAGAAGCCCAAGAGACUACCAGCGCGCGUCCACCCUUCUACCAGUCCAACCCAGGCAACAUCAGCGACGACAGCCUGGACAGUGAAGCGCUCCUAGACCACCGAGACCAGCCUACAUUACGUCCUCGGCGUGACAGUCGCCUAGCUCCCUUUUUUGCUGCAUCGUACCGGAGCGCACAUUUCCCCAAACUUGAAUCCGGCUCGCAAAAGAGGCAGAGAGCUCAACCAGAUGAUUCGAGUUCUAAUGCAUCCGACAAUGAAGACUCCACAGAUCGUACACCCUUGAUUCCUGGUGCGGCAAAGCCUAAAACUCCCGUCGAAGCUGGCUAUGGACUUUUUAGGGUCAAGUCUCAUACGUCUACGCUGUCGUCGGGUUCAAAGCAGCUGCAAAGAAAGAGGACAACUGGGACUCCUGGACACUCGUUCCCGAAGUUGGACCAAGGCUACGACGUUAACAACCCUCCAUCUAUUCCACCGAGCCCUACUCUUGAACCUCACUAUGGCGAUGUUAUGGUCGACGACGGAAAUUUCCUGACGCGUUCACCGGACAGUCGAAGAAAUCUUACGGCUGCCACUAAGGACGCGUUGAUCACUAUCGACGCGGACAGAGACAAUGAGCCGAAUUCUGCACCACCGAGUCCUAGACUUCGGCCUGGUGGACUUCAACGACAUCGCUCGCUUACUGUGCCAGUUGAGGUAGAUGUAUGUUUCCCUGCAGAUGAAGUAUCCGAAGCUGGGGACGAGUAUUAUCAUAGAACGCAGCCACAGGAACCCUAUAUGAGUUGCCAACGACGAAAACGCCGAGUGCGGGAGUGGCCCAAUCUGUGGGUUCUUGAUGAGUGGAGUCGAGAAGAGAAAGAGGCCAGGGAAGCUGGAGAACGGCGGGCAAAGAAGGUCAGUGAGCCUGUUUUUGUCGAGGGAAGGCUGCGGCCUCAGAAGAAUUCCUGGCACCAUGUCGAGGAAGACAAGCAAUACAGAUACACUUAUUUCAACGAGGAAUUUGAAAGUACGAUCCACGCCGAGACGAUAUCGGAAUUGGUACAACCAGGUGGGACUUUUCGCGAACUUUUCAUCCCAGAUCCCCCCGAAUUGAUCGAUUCAAGUUCCGAGGAGGAAAAGGAUUUGCUAGGAGUCGGUCAAAUUACGGAAACACCCAGUGCACUGCAAAGUCCUAAAAGUGCAACGGCGGUUGAGAACUACGCCGGAAUGCCUGGUCUUGCGGAGACGUCCCAACUGAAGCCUGUGGCCAGUGGAAAGAGUUCUGAUAAGAGCAAGAACUCGGGCACAGCGACACCGGAGAAGAAACCUUCAUUUUCUCGUCCUUCCAAGCCGAAGAAAUACGGACCGCGGCCGACUUUCUGGCUCGAUGUUCUCUGUCCGACAGAUCAGGAAAUGCGUGUCCUGGCAAAGACAUUCGGGAUUCAUGCUCUCACUUCGGAAGAUAUUAUGAUGCAAGAAGCGCGUGAGAAAGUUGAGCUGUUCCGCAACUACUAUUUCAUUAAUUAUCGGACCUUCGAGCAAGAUACCAACAGCGAAGACUACUUGGAACCUAUCAACAUGUAUGUCUGUGUCUUCCGGUAUGGUAUCGUCACCUUUCACUUCUCUCAGAUACCGCAUCCUGCAAAUGUCCGAAGGCGGAUUCGCCAACUCUCGGAUUAUCUAAUUCUCAGUGCGGAUUGGAUCUCAUAUGCCAUCAUUGACGAUAUCACCGAUGUUUAUGGACCUCUGAUUACUCACAUCGAGGAAGAAGUUGAUACGAUCGACGAUUUGAUAUUGCGAGCUUUUCAACACACUAAUGCCCUUGCCGGAGAGCAUGGCGAAAGGAAAGUCGACGAAAGGAAGUCAGAUGCGGGUGAUCCAGGAAUCAGUGGAAUCGACAUGCUCCUCCGUAUUGGCGAGUGUCGCAAAAAGGUUAUGUCACUGUACCGACUGCUUGGCAACAAGGCCGAUGUUAUAAAGGGGUUUGCAAAACGUUGCAACGAGCAGUGGGAAGUCGCGCCCAAGUCGGAAAUUGGUUUGUACCUCGGUGAUAUCCAGGAUCACAUCUUGACCAUGACGGGAAAUCUGUCGCAUUAUGAGAUGGUCCUGUCCAGGGCACAUGGAAACUACUUAGCCCAGGUCAGCAUCCAUAUGAACGAGCGGCAGGAGAAGACUGCCGACGUUCUAGGCAAGUUGACCGUUCUCGGAACCAUCGUUCUCCCUAUGAAUAUCGUCACCGGGAUGUUUGGCGGCAAUUUCAAAGUCCCCGGUCAAGACGUGGAUAAUCUGAAUUGGUUCUGGGCCACCACGGCCGGCUUGGUCUUAUUUGGAGUCAUGUGCUUUUGGUGGUGUAAGAAAGUGUAUAAGAUUGUAUGA
Molecule: messenger RNA, 2397 nt
Organism: Cladophialophora bantiana CBS 173.52
Lineage: Eukaryota; Fungi; Ascomycota; Eurotiomycetes; Chaetothyriales; Herpotrichiellaceae
Exons: 2
Coding region: 1-2397 (798 amino acids)
Biological process (GO): magnesium ion transmembrane transport; intracellular magnesium ion homeostasis
Cellular component (GO): plasma membrane
Molecular function (GO): magnesium ion transmembrane transporter activity
Source: RefSeq, a predicted model, not a curated record